This is a messenger RNA of Oncorhynchus mykiss (rainbow trout), 4788 nucleotides long. NCBI's taxonomy places the organism in Eukaryota, Metazoa, Chordata, Actinopteri, Salmoniformes, Salmonidae. The record is from RefSeq and is a predicted model, not a curated record.
CCUCUUACCUGAGCGAGAGUAGAGCACACACACAGAUACCUUUAACAUGAGGAUGGAUUGUGUGUGUGUGUGUGUGUGUGUGUGUGUGUGUGUGUGUGUGUUUGUUCUCCACUCUUCCACCCUCCGUGUCUUGGCAGAAUCUAUGGAAAAUGAAAACCCGAACCCGAAUCCUGUUUAAAGACCCUGCAGUAGCACAUUUGAUUUUGAACAACCAUUUCUCUGGUAGGGAGGAUUGAAGGAAGAUAGCUUUGUGAUACACGUUUGGGAGACAAAUUAAGGGUUUCUGUUAUGAAUUAACAGUAACAUUUUACAUUUUAAAGGGUAAUGGAAACAGAAAGUACAUCUAAGCAAAGAGAUGUAUUCAAUCCACUAAUACUAAACAUGUGCAUUUAACAUAAACACAUCUCUACAUUUAGUAUUUUGAUCAUUGACAAGGUUUAUUUGAGCUAUGGUCAGCGCCAUUUUAAAUUGCCAUAGUAACGACUGACGCCAGUGCGUCACUGGCAGGAAUCAUCAAAUUGUCUGUGGUGUUGAGGCUUCGAACACACCGACAGCGUUUUUUGCAUUUCGGCACACCAGAAUUACAUUGAUUUCCAAUGAAACGCUGCGUUUGCCUUGCACCAUUGUGUUGCAGAGGCAGUUGCAGUGCGUUCAGUGUGGUACAAACGGUGUGGUGCAAGCUAUACUGUUACUAGCUGCCCAGUGUAGUUACCAUUCCUUUCCAAUAGAUGGGAGCAACAGCUAGUUGAAGUCACUGCUCUAGCGACAGGGACACGGGAUUAGUGCGCGUUGAGAGUUAUUUUAUUUUAUAAGCAAGUUUCUGGUUAUGCUUGAACCUGUCGUUAUAGUGGACAAGCUAACCAAUACUAUUUUUUACAAAAUGCGCAGGCACUAUGUCUUGAAAAAAAGGAUAGAUUUACUAAAUUAACUGGUUUUAUUCAAACUCUAUGUAAAUGCCUUUGCUUCUGGGUAUGCGCGCCUUAGGGAAGAAACGACACACGCCGUACACCUCGUCUAAUUCUCCCUUGUGCCCAUAGGGUGAACUGGCGAUAAACUGCCACCCUGUAUGACAUGUCGCGGCGCAGUAUGAGGCUGGUUUUAGGGGGAUACUACCACCAGUCAUCAGACGAUGAUGAGUCCUCCUCAGUUUCCUACAGGGAGAGCCCCGUGAGGGUUUUUACUAAGAGGAAGACAGGUGGUCGUAAAGUGGCGGCCUCUCGUACCUCCAGCCGGGCCAACAGCGUGGCUAGCACCGCUAGCAGCAAGGGUAGUACAGUGGAGCCACCCAUCAAUGCUGAGGACUACAUUGGGGUCUCAAGCUUGGUUCAGAGAAGGAAGACCUUCCAGGAACCUCUUGCCCCAGCCCCCAGCCUGAACCUGGCUCCCAGCCCCAUGGGCUUCUCGUCCUGCCAGACCGGCCUGAACCAGGCUCCCAGCCCCAGGGGCUUCUCGUCCUGCCAGACCGGCCUGAACCAGGCCCAGAGCCAGACCAGCGCCAUGGACAGCUCUGGUUACUCCUCUUCAGAGGCAAGACGUUACAGAGGAUACUCUGGAGACUCCUCCUUAGGCGAACAAAGGGCUAGCGCCAGCCAGAGAUCUGGCACUAACAGGACAAGUGCUAGAGCCAAUUGGACCCCUCCGUUUAUCCCGGCCGAUGUGGGGAAGGCCAUUCUAAUUGCCAUCCUCCUCAUCCUAUUGACCUUCGGCUGCUGGCUCCUUGCCCCCUUGGUAUGGGCCACCCUGACUUCAGCCCUGAAUGCUAUCACUAUGACCCUGAACCGACCUGUCAUCACCCCAACUCCGCCACCUGUCUUCACUACGCCACCUGUCAAGGCUAUGGAUGGAGCUUCGGUAUUGCAUUCUGCUCUGGAAGCCAAGAUGAACACCAUCCUGAGAGAAAUUGAAAUUCUUAAGAAGAAGGAACACCAGCAGAAAUUUGUAACCGAGAUGGUAGAGAGACUGCAGACAGACUUGGCAGACGUCAGAACAGACAUGAGGGACGUGAGAGUGAGAGUGGACAGUGUGAAUCCACUGGAUUGGCAGCAUCGUUUGAGCGAGCAGACAGCCGGCUUCAUCAGUCAGGUGGGCGAGCUGAAGGACCAACACACACACGUCAAGCAGCGAGUCGCUGCCCUGGAGGACCAGAGUGCCACGCUGGGGAAGCAGGUCUACUCUGUUCAGAACCAGCCUCCUCCAGCUCCCACAGCCAACACACACCUGACCCCUGAGCUCGAAGAGGCCAUGGCCAAAUGGCUGCAUGAAAAUGUGCCCCAGAAUGAGCCACGGAUGGUGAAAGAGGUUGUGAAGAACUGCAGUCCCCUAUUGGCUGACAGGAUGCCAGACUUUGCCUUGGAGUCCCAAGGUGCCAGUGUUGUGAGCACACGGUGUUCCGAGACGUACCGUACCCGCUCGGCAUGCGUGUCCUUCCUGGGUGUACCCCUCUGGUACCCCUCUGAGAACCCCCGCACUGUUAUCCAGGGUCAGGCGGUGCAAGCUGGGAAGUGCUGGGCGUUCUAUGGAGCGCAGGGCACCCUGGUCAUCGCCCUAUCUCAUCCUGCCCACAUCACCCACGUCACACUGGAGCACCUGCCGGUCUCCAACGCGCCCACCGGACGCAUCGACAGCGCGCCCAAGGCCUUCUCUGUCUACGGUAUGUCCACUGAGACAGAAGACGGCACCUGGCUGGGAACCUUCACUUAUGACCAGCACGGAGGGGCAAUCCAGACCUUCCAACUGCCUAAUCCUACCAGGGCCAUCUAUUAUUUUGUGGAGCUGCGCGUUCUGAGUAACUGGGGUCACCUGGAGUACACAUGCGUGUACCGCUUCCGUGUGCACGGACACAUGGCCUCCUCCUCCAAGUGAGAGACGUUCAUCGUCCACCUCAACCGCAGACCUCCGAGGCUUCGCUUUCAUAUCAGAGCAACGUUCUUUUUGAAUCUCGACAUUAUGACGGACCAUUCUAAAUAAAUGUCUUUAUUUGGCGUAAUCAGGAUGGCUUCCUAAACUGGCUUCUGCCGGGUGUGAGGUCAGAGGUCAGCAAGGUUUUGUUACAAUUUGCAGUUUCAUUUCUGGCAGAGGUAUUGACCUGGCUAAUAGGAGUGUGGGGAUGGGUUUUUGAGAGUUUCAAAUUGAACUGUGUGUGUAUGUGUGUGUGUGUGUGUGUGUGCUUUUGAGCAUGGAUUAUUUGUUUGCAUUUUAUUAACGUCCGGCCACAGCGGACAAAGAUUUCAGAUUGUACUUUGAAUGUGUGUUUAUGACAAUCCCUCCUGUGUUACUGGGCUCUUAUUUUGUUUAAUUUCAUCUGUCUUAAAAUUAUAUACAAAGGUUUAAUUAUGGUUAAAAAUAGCGUUGUUGGAUGUAUAUAUUGCAAGAAUCAAGAUGUAUUGUUCAUUAUUUUAUUAGUCCGAUAAGAAUAGGAUGUAAUAUGUUUGUAAAUGAUUUUUCUGUUGGCCUGAAUGGUUAAGUCUCGACCCACCUUGCCAAUAGGCUUCCUAUUACAGGAUGAACUAUAUGAUUGUAGAUGAUUUCUACUUUGCAUUUGGUAAUGCACUGGUGUUUCAAUGUCCUUUAUAAUAAUAGAGACUAGAGAGAAAUAGACAGGAGCACACUGAGGUUGCAACGUAUUAUCUUUCACAUUUAAAAAAAAACCUUUUCCCCAAUUUCAUGGUAUCUAAUUGGUAGUUACCGUCUUGUCUCAUCGCUGCAACUCCCGUAUGGGCGAGGGUCGAGAGCCGCGCGUCUUCCGAAACACAACCCAACCAAGCCUUACUGCUUCUUGACACAAUGCCCACUAAACCCGGAAGCCAGCCGCACCAAUGUGUCGGAGGAAACGCCAUACACCUGGCGACCGGGUCAGCGUGCACUGCGCCUGGCCCGCCACAGGAGUCGCUUGUGCGCGAUGGGACAAGGCCAUCCCUGCCGGCCAAACCCUUCCCUAAUCCGGAUAACGCUGGGCCAAUUGUGCGCAGCUCCAUGGGUCUUCCAGUUGGGCUGGCUGCGACAGAGCCUGGACUCUAAUCUAGAAUCUCCAGUGGCACAGCUAGCACUGUGAUGCAGUGCCUUAGCCCACUGCCACUCGGGAGGCCUGGAACGUAUUGUCUGAAUUCAAAAAUACAGCUUAGUAUACAUGACUUGCAGCAUUUAUUUUGUCUUAAUUUGUAUUUUUACCAAUUUUGUUCAGUUUAAUAGUAAAUACAUAAUUGCUCUUACCAAUUUUACUGCAAUACUUGAAUAACUUUCACCUCAAAGCAAUGAGUCUAUUGCAAUGAUGUCUAAAUGUCAGGCUUUUCUACUUCUAAACAUUUGUAAAUAGCAAAAAAGUAACCUUGUACUUUUUGCUAGUGUUUGCUGAAAAUAAUCAGGAACUUUUUUUAUUUCAUGUUUUAAAUCAUUAUGUUUACAAUUACAGUAUUAUGUGCAGCAGUGGUAGCUAUAGACUAACAAAAGACUGAUCACAAAAAGAACCUAUACAGUAUGAUUAGCUCUCAAUAACAUUUUAUUUCGGUAUUGUGUUUUUCUGAUGUUACGGCAGUGAAACAUCAUACUUAACGCUGGGUCAAUUUGAAGUUUGUCCAAAUAAAACAGAAUAUAAGUAAAUCAUUUCCCCAUAGGAAUGUAGUUCAAUACCUGAAAUGACUGGCUAUGUAUCCACCUCAUUUUCAAAUGCUUUUAAAACACGGAAGCCAUGGUUACAACUUCCUCCUAAUCAUAAUUUCAUAUAUACAGUACCAGUCAAAAGUUUGGAGACACCUACUCAUUAAAGGCUUUUUAUUUGUACUAUUUUCUACG